Papaver somniferum (opium poppy) is the source of this 1308-nucleotide messenger RNA. RefSeq names its product aquaporin NIP2-1-like. Gene Ontology annotation, biological process: transmembrane transport. Gene Ontology annotation, cellular component: membrane. The record is from RefSeq and is a predicted model, not a curated record. Bases 157 to 1155 code for a protein of 332 amino acids. Lineage: Eukaryota; Viridiplantae; Streptophyta; Magnoliopsida; Ranunculales; Papaveraceae. Gene Ontology annotation, molecular function: channel activity. The transcript has 5 exons.
UUGCUCGUCCUCUUUUCCAACUAUAUAUGCAGGUGGUGGAGUAACUGAAGAUUAACAUGUAAUUGUUAAACCUCUCUAGCCAGUAGUACUUCCUUUUAGAAGUAGUUUGUGCGCGGCUGAGCUCUUCUUCUUGGAGUUGCCUCUCUUGUAAGAGAAAUGGAGAGUGCGGAUAUUUAUCCAGCAGAGACGAAAUACUACUCAUCAUCAGCUAAUGAUCAUGAAUAUCAUCCAAAAACACAGACUAUGAUGACGACAAGGACUUCUUCAACAGUAUCAUCAUCAAUAUUAUCACCGGUACUGGAAGAACGUCGACAAACUACAACUUUAACUCCAUCAGCUUCUUUCGGGAAAUUCUUCAGUUUCUUUCAUACUGUUUACGAAGAACAUUAUCCACCAGGCUUUCUGAAGAAGGUAGUAGCAGAGAUCGUAGCAACGUUUCUGCUGGUUUUUGCAACUUGUGGAGCAGCAGCAUUGAGUAACAGUGACGAACGUAGACUCUCCAAGCUGGGAGCUUCUAUCGUCGGUGGGCUUAUCGUAACAGUUAUGAUAUAUGCCGUUGGUCACGUUUCUGGUGCUCAUAUGAACCCUGCUGUCACAUGCGCUUUCGCAGCCGUAAGGCACUUCCCUUGGAAACAGGUGCCUAUCUAUGCUGCAGCUCAAUUAACAGGAUCUUUGGUUGCUUCUUUUACCCUCUUAAAGAUACUGCACCCAAUCAAAAAUAUUGGAACUACUUCCCCUUCUGGAACUGAUCUCCAGGCUUUGGUUAUGGAAAUUGUUGUCACAUUUUCCAUGAUGCUUAUCACUUCGGCCGUUGCCACCGAUACCAAAGCAAUUGGAGAAUUAGCAGGGAUAGCCGUUGGUUCAGCAGUGUGCAUCACUUCUAUCUUAGCUGGGCCGGUUUCAGGUGGAUCAAUGAACCCCGUGAGGACAAUUGGUCCGGCCAUUGCAAGCAAACAUUACAAAGGAUUAUGGGUGUAUUUUGUUGGACCGUUAAUUGGGACACUACUUGGUGCGUCGUUUUAUAACAUAAUACGAGUCUCGGAUAAGCCUGUCCAUGCAAUUUCGGCAUCAUCAUCAUUCAAAAUUCGAAGGAUGGGCAGCAAUGCAGAAGAAAAACGUGAGAUUGCACAUGAAGAUCCUCUUGAAACAAUUUAGUUGAUCUUUUAGUGUGUCUGUACCCAAGUAUAUGUGCGUGUCUACUUUGUGUUCGCGUAUCAAAGUAGACACCCUUACUCGUCGUAUCAUAUGUGCCUAUCUACUUUAUAGGUAUUAAUAAAUAAAGAGGUAGACAUUAUUACUCCCUUCAAA